CGUCAUCGUCUAUACAGAUACAGACCGUUCAGUCACCGUUGCGUGCUCGAUGUGUAUAGUGAUCACCGCGUAGAUCUACUGCCGUAACGGACUAGUCGCACGUGGACUUGUAUAUUAUAGUGAUUGCUCGCUGCCGGUUUAUUAUUAUUAUCAUUAUACAAUAUAUUUAUUUAUUUUUUGUUUUUAAUACUUCCGACAUCGAUUGCAUAGCACAGGUCAUCGGCUUCAUCGCAGAUUACCACAUGUGCUACGAAUUACUUACAGCAGUAUUUGAAGUGUAAUGGGUGCGUGUGUCUUCAGAGAUGCACAAAUGGCUGCAAUUGCCGGCCAAUCCUACAGACGAUCCGCUGGCCACUGUUUAUCCAAUCAAUCACUACAAGAAGUCCCAUGUCUACGCUGUUACUAGAAUAAAUCCUAUUUACGUGGACGACGAGAUCGUGCACCACGACAACAAUGAGACGUGGAAGAAUAAGAGCGGCAGUUCCGGGUACGACAGCCAACCGCACUCGGACCACUCGAGCUUGGACAAGGGUUCGCCGCCGGCCACCAAGUGUCUGAGGAACGGGACGACGCCACCGUCGUCGGACGGAUCGUCGGGCAGUCCGGUGCAGCGGACGGCGCCAUGGCUGCUGUCGCCCAUCAAGGAGGGCGUCAUCGACGUGCAUCAGUACUGCAUACCGCGGCCGGUGUGGCCGGGUCACGGCGACGGCGGUGCGCACCACAGAUACCCCGCGGACCUGGAACGCAUACCACGGGUCAAGAGCUGCAGGCACUGCGCCCGUUGCCGGUGCCGCAGCAACAGCACCAGCAGCAGCAGCACCAGUAGCACCAACAGCGGCGGUGGCAAAAUCGCGGGCGGCGGCUGCAGCAGUGGCAGCUUUUCCGGGUACUCGUCCGCGUUCGGCGGCGGCACGAUCAGCACGGGCAGCACGAGCACCACUUCCAGUGGCGGCGGUGGCGACGCGGGAAUGUGCUUGGACGACGUCAACCCGUCGCCCGCCGGCAACGGUCCCGUCGUUUCCAAUCAAUCGCCACUGACGUUGGACCCGCGUUUCAGCGACGGCGUUGGCAUCAACAAAGUUCUGGUGGACAACUGGAAUUCCGUCGAUCUGAGGCUCAAUCAAAAGACUGAUAACCUACACUACGAAUGCGGCGCUAUGUUACGCGGACUCCAAUUCACUUUGGAUGCGCAACAAGCCGAAAAGCUGAUGCAGAAGAUCAAAGUGGGGAAGAAGCACAGAUGCUGGUGUCGCUUCAUCACCGCGUGCUUGGGUCUGAUCAUGUUCCUCGUGUCCGUGGUCACCGUGAGCCUCACGCUUACCAGGGGACAAAAAAUGUUCGGCUCUCUAUGAUGACAUCGCGUUCUAACUCUUGUCUCUCAAAUAACGUAAUAACAAUAAUAAUAUUACUUAUUGAUACACAUAUUGAAUAUUAUUAUUAUUGUUGUUAUUGCAUCGUCAAUUAAUAUAAAAUUAUUAUUAUUUAUUAAUACAUUAUCAUUGUUAAUAAAUUCUCAUAUCGUUUACAUUAAAUCACAUUGUACGAACAUAUAUUGUGACAUUCCACAAACAUAAUGUGAAAAUAGCAUGGUUAUCAGUUGUAAUUUAUAAAUUUUAGUUAUAAUAUUUAUAUCCAUUAAUAUUAUAUAUUAUACAUUAUCAUAUCACAGCAUCUCCUUGUUUAUUCAUAAAUCCAAAAAAUAUAUUUAGUAUUAUAAUUUUAAACAAUAUAUUAUAUCAUCUCCUAUCGCAUAAUACCUUAGUUAUAACGGUUCAUCAGUUAAAAUUAACGAUUACUGAUGUGUUCAUAUUUUAAAUAUUUAUUUUGUCCAGACAUACUAUAAUAUUUAAAUGUAGAACUUGUUUUUAAUUUUGUUAAUUUUCAAAUAAUAUAAAAUUAUACUAUUAAUAUAAUUUGUGAUUACUGAUUAUAAUAAUUUAUAGCCAUAUGGUAUUUUUAAUAUAAUAUGUAUGCUCAUUAAAUACUAGAACUAGAUAUUUAUAAUUUAGGAAUGUUACUAGUACCUAUACAAUUUUUUAAAGAAUUUAUAUUCGAUAAUAUUUGUAUACACUACAUGUUACAUAUUUCUACAAUAAUUACUAGUGUAUUGUUUAUAUUAUACUUAUUGAGAUUAGCUUGUAAAAUAAAUUUAUUUUAAAUUAAUUGUAACAAUAAUAAUUUAUAAUAAAAAACAUAAUAUAAUGAACAUUUAAAUAUAUGUCAAAGUAUAAAAUGUAAUAUUAAAUUUAUUUAUUUUAGAUGAAAUU
Messenger RNA from Aphis gossypii (cotton aphid), 2267 nucleotides. RefSeq lists its product as uncharacterized. NCBI's taxonomy places the organism in Eukaryota, Metazoa, Arthropoda, Insecta, Hemiptera, Aphididae. Bases 303 to 1352 code for a protein of 349 amino acids. The transcript is spliced from 4 exons. The record is from RefSeq and is a predicted model, not a curated record.